Molecule: messenger RNA, 32275 nt
Organism: Porites lobata
Lineage: Eukaryota; Metazoa; Cnidaria; Anthozoa; Scleractinia; Poritidae
Source: the annotation of a GenBank genome assembly
AUGACUGAAAUUAAGGCUUCUUCUUCAACUGUUUUUAACUCUCCACGAACAAACAAGGUUUCGGAAACCCAAAGAAGAAUUCCUCUACGGAAGGAUGUUGUUAAUGGAGACGAGAUCAGAACGUUUGAAUUCGACGGUUGCUCGUCGGGCAAUUUUGGAGUUUCACUAGAAAACAAAGCCACCGGAAGCUCAAAUCGUACAAGAAGUGCUUUGGGGAAUAUAAGAAUAGCUGAAAUAUCGCCUGAUGGUGCAGCUAAACAGGACGGAAGGCUAUCGGUCGGAGAUCGAGUCUUGGAAAUUAAUGGCCAUGAUUUGAGUAGGGCAAGUUUGGAACGUGCAAGGUAAUCUUCAUCAAAGUUUACAAAUAACCACAACAGGUAGUUUAAGAGUGGAAAAGAGUAAGUGAAUUAAUCUCGUAAUGUGGAUUCUUUUGGCAUGUGGUUAUAACAAGGGUUAAUUCUAAGGUGGCCAUAGUAUUUGUCUACUCUUUGCGACGAAUGCAAUCCCGAUCUUUUUACUGAUUUUACUGUGUGAGCGCUUUACCUUUUCGUAAUUUAUUCAAGGUACUUUUAAAGCUAAAACAACUUGUAUUGCUUGUGGUUUUAGCAUACUUGUACGCUAUUUUCAGAUGUUGGCCCCUUAUGUUUGUGUUGUAGACUAGUAGGUGUUUAUAUCUCUAUUGCGUUUUAUGUGUUUUGUGUGACCCCUGUCUAUAUCAGAGAAUGUAUUCUCCGAGAGUCUUGUUGAUGUCUUCUAUGUUUCCAUUGUAGCGUUGCUUUAUAAUUGACACCUUCGAAAAAUGGAAAUGACAGCAACUCAUUAAUUAAUGAUUUUUGUUCGUUUCCUUCAAUCUGAUUGUAAAGAGGCCUAGACUAGACUAAAUUAAGAUGUUAUUUGUCCGAUUCGAAACCUAGCGAAAAGUACAGUAUUCAUCUAUUAAAUUCAUCCCCUUUAAACAAUGGAAUCAUUUCUGUAGAUUCCACUAUGAAAUUGAAUCAUUCUUGCAAAAUUAUUUUCUUUGCAUCAAAUGCCCAAAUACACAGAAUCAACUAAUGCCUUUUUUAAAAAUUCAAUAUAUAAUAACAAUUAUUAUUGGUGUUAAGUAUUAAUUUGCAAAUGAUUUUUCUAUAGGUGGUACUUAGGCAGUGCGUUGCGAAGUGGCAAAUUAAAAAUACUGGUUGUUCAAAACACUGUUGAAGACAAAAACACAGCUUUGACAAAUGGUGUUGAAAGCCUUAUUGAAAAGAUACCUCAGGCGUCAAAACCGGUAAAUAAAUAAUACACAACUCUCACCUUUGAAAUUAUGACUAAAACUUUUUAAAAUAAUAAGUCUCAUAAAAAUUUUGUGAAUUAUGAUUGUUUUAGAGGAUGUAAUAAUUUUAGCUUAAAAUGCCAGCAUUAUUUCCUAUUGACCAUUGUAAGGACAGUUAAAAAAUAAGCUCGUGACAAUAUUCAGGGCUUCUGAUAUUUCGCGGAAAAAAAAGCAAAAUUUUGCGGGAUUUUCAGGGGCAAAUUCGCGGAAAAAUCGGCCGAUUUCGCGGGAAAAAAGUCAAAAUUCGCUCAAAAAUCGGCCCAGUUCGAGCGAUUUUCACCGGCGAAAAGUCAAAAUUCGCAGAAAAAUCGGCCGAUUUCGCGGGAUUUUAGCGGAAAGAGUCAAAUUUCGAAGGAUUUUCGGGGCAAAUUCUUAGAAAAAUCGGCCGAUUUCACGGGAAAUUUUUGGGGGAAACUUCGCCAAGAAACAAUCAGUAAAAAACAGCCGAUUUCGCUGGAUGUUUUUGGCAAAUUUCACUAAAAUCGAUCAAUUUUGCGUCGAUAUGACCAGCAUUGUUUAACGUUUUUUUAACAGGGAUAAUCACUUGCUCUUUCAACAACAGUUCGCUCGAGAAAUGAGCGAAUGCUAAAGCUGUUAACAUUAUGGUUAGUGCCCAGUUUUUCGCAACGUUCAUCUAAGACGCGUGGUAGUUUUGAGACGUAAUGUUUACUCGUUGCAGUGACGAAUAGUUUCAAGAUAAAUUUGGACGUUUGAGGUGAAUAGAACAGGUCUAAUAGCCAAGAUAAGUAUUAAAUGCGUUUUGCCGACAUGUAUUUGGAAAUAUUUCUGGCGGAUUUCGUGGUAUUUCGUGUUUUUUUGGGAAUUUCGCGGGAUUUCGUGGAAAUACCUGAAUUUCGCUGGUCCGUGACCGCGCGAAUUAUCAGAAGCCCUGAAUAUUGACCUUUUUUGGAGAAAAUGGUUGCAAAAGAUGCUCUUAGAUAAAGUGAAUUUAAUAUGAAAAAAAGAAUUGUUAUUAAAAUAGUUUUUCAUUUUGGUAAUACUGCAAUGUUACUUUCAGUCCACGAAGGGGCAAAAAAAUGUGGUCAAGAAGAUUCAUAUUUUGAAAGACGGUCGAGGGCUUGGAGUGCAAAUAUCCAUGAAGUUGAACCAUGUUACUGGUGAAAAAGGUGUCUUUGUCAGUGAUGUUAGCCCAGGGGGAGCUGCUGAAAGGUUAGCUAUUAAUAAUAGUUUUUUGAAGGUUAAAGUGAGUUUGAGCUCAAGCUCAGUUAUGCACCUUUUUUUUAAAGUCUGUUUUUUUUUAAAAAAAACCAUUAAAAUGUAUCAAAAAUUUGACACAAUCGAGAGGAGAAGUCAAUACAUCAUGUUGCCAUGGUAGCAAAAUUUGCGGAUCCCAACAAACCAUGGUCCUGCAGAUAUGGCAGAUAAAAAAAAUUGACAUAUAAUGACUUUCCUGUGCGUGAUUACACUCAGGAACAAAACGGUACUCGAUUACUUUUCUUUUUUUGUUUGACAAUGCAAAUGACCGUCUCCGUCAAGAAAUAUCGUUGAGAUCCAGAGAUUUUGCUACCAUGAUAAUGUAAUGUUACUCUGCUCCUCUCUAUAUAAUAGUAUUUUGUAGACAUGUUGUCAGUCUUAAGUAUAGAAAUACCUGGUGUACAUGUAAGAGAUGCAGACUGCACUCAGAUUAGUUGUGCAUUAUAUACACAUAUAGUUAGUUCGUCACACAAUGCACCAAAAGGUGUUAGGUAUUUCUAGCCACCUAAGAUAAACAGCUGUUUUACAAUAUUAAUUUGUUUGAAAACCAGGGCUGUCAUUGAAACUUCAAGUUGCUUCAGGGGUAGAUUAUACAAGUAGGCGGGGAAUCAAACAACUUGGGAUUUUGUUUGGUUCUAUUUUUCCUCUAUUUCACUGCAAAAGUAGGCGGGGGUAUCAUUCAUAAUAGCUGGGGGAAAUCCGCGGCCCCUGGUCCUAAAUGACAGCCCUGAAAACAAAACUAUUGUAUAGUAGGUUAGUACCUUAUAAAUCACUGAGACACUUACGUUUCUGGUCAUUUUAAGUGAAGUUGAUAUUGUGUGACAGUAUUGUAUUGUAGGGUGAAGGAGUUAUAAUCUGUCACAUAUUGCUUUAAGUUACUUCGUGGUAAACAAUCAACAGUGAAAAUGUUUUUGUUUAUGAUUUAUUGGCUAUUGUAUUUUGGUCUCAUGGCAUAAUUUGGUUUUAGGUUUGAGCAUUAUAAUGGUUGACUAGUAUUUAUAAUGGAACAUUUAUUUGUUUAUUUAUUUACAAAUUGAUAUUUCGUUUCUCCUUUUAUACUACUACAUGAGAAAUUUCUGCAAUCUGAUUGGCUUAGAGCAGUGGUAUUUCAGCUUAAUUUGAAAUACCUACAUGUGAAAAUUACAAACCUUUUUCGGGUAGUAGUAUAAACAAAUAAUAGCAUGAUUUGUACGUGAUAUUUGGCAUAAAUACCACUCAUGAUAUUUCAAAAUUGUCUCAAAUUUCACUCGCCUAACGGCUCGUGAAAUUACUUAUAACAAAUUCGAAAUAUCACUCGUGGUAUUUAUGCCAAAUAUCACUACAAAUCAUGCUAUUACCUAUACUAAUUUUGGGAGUUCAGUUGGGUUAGAUGCUUAUAAUAAAUUAAAUGAGCUAGUAACCUACGUAAAGGAUUGAAUCCUGUUUCAGGUUUUUAUCAUUUAGUUAAAUGUGAGCGGAAACCCUUUGUGGCGUCAUCAGUUUUAACGGUCAAGGACAACUUUCUUCGCUAACUUGUGCAGGGUGAAAAGAUCUUUCAAACCAUACCAGAAUGAUUGAAUGUUGAAAAUCUCCAUGAAAAUCUUGUUCCAUUACCCACCUACCUUUCCUUUCACCUAAUCCUAAGAUCCUAAAAGCUUUCCUAAAAACUCUUCCCACCAAAAUGAAGCCUACUAAAAGUGUGUCACUUUUAAACCCAAAAACUAUGUCGAAAUUUUGCUUUCUGCGCAUGCCCGAACUUCGUAAGCUGAUAUUUUGCAUCUGGAUCAGAAGGCCGCCAAGUGUACGACCUGUAAACCGGUUUGUGGUAAGUUUUAGAUUCAAAACGCGUUUUUCGGCAAAAUCUCCAGGAGCGAAUGGGUUAAAGUCUGUUUUAAUUAAAAUUUAAUUAAAACAGACUUGUUGUUUAAUGUUGCAGCCUUCGUCAAAAAGUGUAUAGAUAUUUUAAGAGCGAGGGUUAGGGUCCAUAGUUACUUUUUGAAGUAGAGUACCUGUAGAAAAAGAACAGAAUUUCCAGGUGAGGGGGGAUGGGGGAUGGGCAUUAACACUUUUGUAGUGGGUGUAUGGAUGUUUUUUUCAUACAGUUGACUCUCAACAGUUUGAACCUUCAAGGGAAAUAGAAAAAAAUUCCAGUUAUCAAGGGUAAAAUUAUAUUGAAAAUGAUUUAAAGGGAAAUGAAAAUUGCUUUGGAUUAGCAGGAGGUUCAAGUUAUAGAGGGUUUGAGUCACUGGGAGUCAACUGUAUUUUAUAUCAUACAUGUAAGAUGCACUCUAUCUGACUACACCUUGGUUUGACAGUGAUUAGCUGAUCUGCAUGGUUGCAUUUAGCCAAGGUCAUUAAUAAGGUCAUGAAUAUCAUUAAAGACUGUUAAGAGUAUGCUCAAUAUAUAAUAUGUUGUUUAAAUAAGUGUUAACAUUUUUUAUGGUUUUAUUUGACACUAUCCUUUAAAACCAGUAAAAAACUCAGUAGUUUUCAUUUGUUGACUGGCAUUUAUGUACAUGUAGGGAUGGUCGUCUCAAGGAAGGUGAUGAGUUGUUAUGGAUUAAUGGCCACAGCUUAAUAGGUGUUACUCAACUGGAAGCUGUAGACUUGUUGCGUGCAUCACCCAAACUUAUACAGUUGGUCAUUUCUACUCAGGUUAGUCAUUGUUUACUAGUGAUAUAAAAAAUAAAUGAUAAGUUAAUGAAAUAAAUGGGCUGCAAAAACUUAAGUCUGAAAACAAAAUAAUAUGUAAUAAUUUUUAUAAUAACUUCAAACUGUUAAAUGAAGCCAGACCAGCUUUUAUUUUUACUGAACAAAAAGAGACUAAGAGACUUAAGCUCUUGACCUUGGGUUUGGUGCCAUAAUCACUUGACCAAUUUGCUACCUUCAGGGUUCAUACAGGUCAUGGAAAACCUGGAAAGUCAUGGAAUUUAAAAAUUUCAUUUUCCAGUUCUGGAAAGUCAUGGAAUUUUAUUGUCGGUCCUUGAAACUCAUGGAAAAGUUAAUUUUUUGUUUGCUGCAUAAGUUACUGCAGAUGACAAAGCGAGGACAAUGUGAGAUAAAGAGGAAAAAUUAGACAGCACAAACGGCAUGCAUUUUGCAUUGGUAGACACCAGAGUUUGUGUCUGUUGAACUACUUAAGGUCCAAAGAUACCCUAAAACAAGCCGGAAAGUUUUGAACAUUUUGUGAAAGUGACAGCUAAACAUAAGGUCAUGGAAAACGUGAAAAGGUCGUGGAAAAAGUUCAUGGAAAGUCAUGGAAUUUGAAGAGCUCAAAAGAAUACGAACCCUGUGCCUUUCCAUCCUGAUAUUAGGGCGGCUUUGCUUAAUGACCACAAUCAGGGGGAGGGUGCAGGGGGUGCUCACCCCCCCCCUGGAUGACCUGCGGUUUUCUAAUACAACUGGUAUUCUGCAAAAAAAAAACUAUGUGGUUUAUUGGUGUUGAAGUAGAGCAAGAGACGAGUGCACCCCCUCCUAAGAAAAACACUGGAUCCGCCCCUGACAAUGGGGGCAAACACUUCUCUUAAAAAGUGAAUUCACUCUGUUCCAAAAUUCAUAGAGCCUCUUAUUCCAUGUCAUUCAAUUUAUCAAAUGUUUGUGAAUUUUUCUGGGUUUGAAUUCUAAAGGACUGUAUCUCAUUUUAGAUAAAAGAAUUAGAAAAUUGUUAUCUCGUGUUCACGUCCUCAAAAAAUCGUGAAAUUAGAAAGUUUCAUGUGACGAUCAAAAAAGAUGAUAUGCUACUCAGGUACCACCACCACCUAGAAAAUAGCUCUAAGCUAAUCUAGCUAUAAAGCAUAUUAUGCUUCUUCCCUGUUACUUUAGUCAGAUACAGUGGAACCCCGUUAAUAAAGUCACCAAUGGGCCAAAAAAAUUUGGCGGUGUUAACAGGAGGGGUUUUUUUACAAGAAAAUGUAUGGCGGUUUUUGCCAGGCAGCCAAAAAAAAGUUGUCGUAGUAAUGAGGUGACCGUAUUACCUAGGUGGCCGUGAGGCAGUGUUUCACUGUAUUAUUUAAAACAGAGAAAAAAGUCCAACCACAUUUUCCUCUUCUCAAACCAAAUUGAUGACUUAGUAGGACAUUAGUCCUUUUAGUAGGGCAUUGGUCUUUAUAGAGGUGAUUUUGAAGUGGGAUGUUGAUCAGUGUUUUAGUUUGUUAGAGGCAUAUCAGUGCAUUUUAGCAAUACAAAGUAUAGGUAAUUUAAACAUUAUAAAAUGGGAAACUGAAUUUUACGACAAUAAAAAAUGAAAAAACAUGUUAAUUUCUGUAAUUGGGAUAGAAGUAAUAAUUUUUUCUUCCAUUUCUGAGUUCUCAAAUUUAUCCUUCACGUAACCAUUAAUGGUUGUUGUGUUGCUCUCUUGAUAGGGCGAAGUGCCUUCUGGUGGAAAGAAAUUAACAUCCAGAGCUAGGUCAGGAUCACAGGAAAAUGUUCAUACAAAUUCAAGAACAACUAAAACAGGCCAGCUAACCAAGCAACAUCGAGCUGCCUCAACAGACAGUCUGAUUAGCAAAAGCAGGAAAAAAUCCCUGGAUCAGAUUACAACUAGAAAUCCCAACAAACCUCUUGCAAUAUCUGUAAAUGGCUCAAAAGACGUGACUCCUAAACAGAGGCAGGGAAGUGACCCUUUUAGGAAAGAGGAUCAUAUUUUAGACAUGGAAAAUGUUAAAAAACUUAAAGAGAUGCAGGAAGAGCCAAAGAAAAAACAAAACAAUUUUCUGUUAAAUGGAAGUGCUUCAAACAUGGCCAAUGGCCAGCGUCGGCUGUCAAGUACUUCAUCUGAGAGUUCAAAUGGAGGUUCAAAGUUCAAUUCCGAGGAUGUCUUAUUAUCAGACAGUGAACCAGUUACUCUUGAGGAUAAGCCUCUUUCAAAGUCACCUGCAAAUAGUUCAUCUCCUAAAGCAUCAUCCUCCCCAGUUGUGCAGUCUGUAAAGAAAAGAAAUAUUCCAAGUCCCUUGUUAAACAUUCCAAAAGGACAAGCUGGCUCUAAUAAAACAGGCUUAGCUCCUGGUCAAAUCUCACCCUCCCUUCCCCGACCUCAAAAACCAGGAGGCUUGGGUAUCGCUUUCCCCGCGAGAUACCUUGGGGAAGCCUCUCCCCAAAUGACGACAGUUGGUGUUCCUACGCCAGUUAACAUCGUCGGCAAUAAUGAUCGUGACUCACCCCAGGCUAAGCGGAAAGUGAGUAAUGAUGCUGCGCAUAGCAAAAGCAGUUCAAAAGGAAUAGAAGAGGAGGUCAUGACAAUAGUCCUUGUGAAGGGGAUGAGUGGUAAAGGCCUUGGAUUUACUAUUGUUGGAGGUAAGGGGUCCCCUCAUGGUGACAUGCCUGUUUAUGUGAAGAGUAUUCUUCCUGGAGGUGCAGCAGAAGCAGAUGGCAGAAUGAGAAGAGGUAUGAUAGAAAUCUUUGGUGCCUUAUAUAACUUAUAAAGAUAUAUUUUUUAUUUUGGUGUCUAGGGGUUUAUAUAUAAUAGACAAAUGCUGCUGUUAAUGAUUUAAAAAAAAAAAGUAGAUACAGGGCAGUACGUGUAUAAUGUUGGCUCCAAAUAUUUUCUCAUUGCUUUCUACAAAUUAAUAUUGUAAUUUGGGUCAAAUGUGACAUGUUUUUUGAUAACAAAAUGAUGGAAAAGAAAAUAUGUGGGUCAUGUAACUAGUUAAAUAUAAGGAAUGAAACGAUUUUUUGUGUACCUAUCCCUGGUCUAAGUGCAAGAACAAGUGGUUGCUCACAAGAGGUGGUUAUGGGGAAAAAUCAACAACAAAAUAAGGUCAAACUGAAUAUGAUUAUGAAUGUGAUUACAUGAAUUAUUAUCUAACAAACUAAAACUGGCAAACAGAGAACUGGCAAUAAUGUUAUGUAUCGAAUAGGGCUUGUUACUGUUGAAACUUUGUACAUAACAUUUGCAUCAAUGUUACAAUCUACCUUUUUACCUCUGGGAUUAUAAUUAUUACAGCCCUCUUUUUUGUAAUGAUCUGUCAGCAUGCUUGUUCAGCACUUUCUAAAACCGAACUUUUGUGACAUUGGAGCAGUGGUUUUCAUAAUUAUAAUCAUACGUGAUCAUGCUGGGUGGUCAUUUAUGAGAAACAGAAAACAAAAGAAUAUGUUGAAUUUCUGGUGUAAAAAGAGGUCCCGGUUGUUUUUAAGGAAUUUAAGUAGUGGUUGCUUAUGAGAGAGUUUUUGAGACAGAAUUUGACUGACAAACAAAACAGUUUUCCAAGUGGUCACUUACGGGAAGUGGUCGCUUAUGAGAAGUAGUUGAUAUGAGAGAGUUGACUUAUUUAUUAUUUUUUUAUUAUUGUUUCACUGUCCGUUUUUAUACGUGUAGGUGAUGAAUUAUUGUCAGUAAAUGGAACAUCUUUUGAAGAUUUUACUCACCAGCAGGCCUUGGAUACUUUCAAGGUAAACUCUGAAUAAAUGCUUUUAACUUUUCUAUUAUUAAUUGUUGUGGUCAAAAAUGAUUAAAAGUACCAGUAACUUUAUUCCCUGGAAACAUAACAAAUUGGUUCAGGAGAGCAAGAUAUUUGAGUGUAAGGUCCGUAUCAGAUGCCGAUCUUUGCAUUAGCUGAACCUAAUAUGUUGAAUUAUUAAAGUAUAUGAAAGGUCCCGUGUCUGAAUCAGUUAGGUAUGCCUAUAUAUUCAAUUUGGAACAGCUCAGCUGAUCUUCACGCCUAGCCUGGCUGGGAAUUCUGACUAUGGAACGACUUUGGAAAGGCUUUGAUUCAGACGCCGAACUUUUCAUGUUUCGAACCUUAUAAUUAUAAUGUAUUUUGCAAGCAGUUUGACCAGAAUGAGCAUUUUUCUCCUUUUGAAUUUAGUUUGGCUGGAAUUAAGAUUGGUGUUUGAAUCAACUCAGGCAGUCUAAAUAGUUUGGGUCGGCCUUAAUUCAAUUAGGUUCGGCUCAUGAAAAAAUGGCGUCUGAAGCAUGCCUAAGUACACUCAAUAUCUUUAACUGCAGCUAGCAAGGCUUGGUCUCCAUAUCCUUGGGUGUCAGGAUACACCUGCAAUUCUCCCAUCAAAGCAAAUUGAGACAUAUAUGCCUCAUGACCCAUCCUCCAAACUACCCUAUAUUUAUAUUUUUAUGAGGAAGAACUUGCCUUCAAAUUUAUUAAAUAAGGAGUUUAAAUCAACCACUGCUGUGUAAUGCCCCCACAAGGUCACAUGACUGAAGAUCAUACCUUAGUGGUAACACACACUACUAAUAAGUCAAAAGAGUCUAAUAAAAAAGUCUGUAUGGUCUGGUUUCAACAAAUUUUUACUUCACGUCUCCAUUUUCGUUGUAUAUUAUUGUUGUUCUCUAGGUUCCUUUUGGUUGAGGUUUUCUUUGAUUUGGAAAAAUAAGUCUAAGUUAUUUUUGUUUUCCUUUGUAUCAAAACUAGAUUAUGGUAAUAGUUCUGAAACAUUGGAAAAUAUUAUCAUAACAAUAUAAUCCGAGCCCCAUUUCCAGGUUUUAACAGGGCUAGUUGUUUUUGGCAUGAGUGCAGAACUCAUAUUUACGAGAAACUGGGUUCAUGAAGACCAAAUAUCUAAAUUUCUGUUCAGACAAACACGGAAUAAAACAAAUGCAAGAAUGCGCAAAAAAUAUAGCUUGAUGGAUGCUAUCUGGUUUUUGAGAAAAAAAAAUUGUCUGUUCAUAUUCUGAAAGCAAGUCAAAAAACAGGCAAAAUGAAAUGUUUGGAAGAAAGCCCAUGAGGAGGCAAGAAUGUUAAGAUUUUUAAUAAAACAAUAUUAGUGAAUUAGCCUUUCAAAUGUUAUGAUUUACAUUAGGCUAUUAUCCACCUCGGCAACACUCUUUUUUGAUCUGCAUUAUAUAAUUAUUCUUCAUAUCAUACUAUACUCAGCCUCAUUCACUGUUAGAGACUGUGUAUUGUUAUUAUAAUAAAUUUGUGUUAAUUACCCUGAAAUGACUUAAUUCUCCAAAUAGGAUGAAAGAGAACUAAUAGUCUAGUAUGUAAAGUUGGAGGUGAACAAGAGUAUAGAACAGAAUUAUUGUUAGUAUUUGUAUGUGACAGAAUACCUUUAAUUUUUUGCACUAAACAAAUGCACCUUUUUUUGAAUGAAAAGUAUGAAUUUAUGGCAGAACAGUAAUAAAUUUUUCAUGAAAUCCUUUUCCUAAACUAUAGAGUAAGGUCAGGGUAAAGUUUGUUUUGUAAAUGAAUAAUGUUUUUAUUUUGUAAUUUUGAAGUGAAUUAUUAUAUUUUAUUCGCUUUUCUCUAUUGAAUUUUUGUGCUUCGUAAUCACAACAGCUUUAUUCUGUUUUGUUUGUUCCUGAAAUAAAAUAAAGAACCACCUCUUAAAUAAUUAGAAUAUAGAGCACUGGUGUGAUAUGGUACCAGAGUUUGAAACCAACAAAGAUGUAUUUGUAAAGAUUUCUUCUAAGAAUCGUUAACAAAAGCAGAACAAAAUAUUAUGAUAAUGUUAUUGCAUGAUAAGUUAAAAGCCCUGGGUUUUAUUUUUCUUCUGAGGUGAUACAAUUUAUUAUCAAAUUUUGAAUAACUGUAAGUUACACCUGCCGCAGGGCCCAUUGAUCAAAGCAAACAAAGAAAUUCAUUCACACAUGUCAGUCAAGCAUAAAAACUAAUCAGUGCUUAUAUCCACUGUUGUGUUGCAUUCAUGAAUUUUGAGUAUGAGGAGAUGCAUUAAACAUUCACAUAAAUAGUCUUUAUUGGUGAGUGAAUUUACUGAAAUAAAUUUGCACCAGGCUAGCAGUAAUCAUUUUUGUUAAAUGCUUAAUGAUCGUAAAUUUUAUUAAAUUUUUUUUUCUAGUUUUAAUUACUUGACAGGUGAAAAGUAUAAAUUAUUUUGACCUUUGCUGUUGCAAAUUUUAGUAUUAUUCUAUUUUUUUGCAGACUAUUCGCAGGGGAAUUGUGACUUUAAAAGUAAGAAGAAAUAGUGCUGGAGCACCUAGCUUGUCAACAUUUACAACUCCUAGGAGUUCACCAGGAAGUUCUCGCCGUAACAGCAAAGAUGUGACCGCAGAAUCAUCUAGCUCAAGCAAUUCUUCUUCACCAACAAUGUUUCGAAAGCUGCGUCAAAGGAGAAACAAGAAAGAAAAAAGCAUCGAGCUUGUGUUGUAUAAAGGUGUGAUAAUUAAACCAAUACGACCGUUGUAAUUUUAUUGCUAGUACAGUAUCAUUUCAUUAUUACUCAGUUUAAAGCUGUGACGGUGUUUGAUGAUUUUCUAGUGAACCCUUUUUUAGUCUUAGCCCUCUAAAUAAAAAGUAAAAUUUCAAUUUUUUUUGUAGAAUACACGAACACAUGAGCAAAAUUUUGACUCAGCUGAGGGAACUUACAGAUCAUUCAAUCCACAUAAUUGUUUUGAUUUUUAAGUGAUUCAGAUAAUUAAUGACACUUUGUUAUAUAGGUUACAUUAUCAUUGUAAAGCAAUUAUGGAUGUGAUGUAUAUGUUCUGUUGCAAAUUACUAUUUUUUCAAUUGAAAAUUACAAAAUACCUCCAGAAAAUGUUGUGUCAUGCAAUAGUCAAUAUCCAAUACAUAACAAAACCCAAAAAGAAUUUAAAGAAUGCAACAAAACAUUUAUUUUCUUACUUUUAAUUAGUUAAAACAGAUCUGAAAUUCAAUGCAAGUUAAGGCUGCGGGGAAUGAGCUAAUUAUUAUAGUGACUUCUGUCUAUUAUUUUAAAGGGGUCCUGUUAUGGCUGAGGCAUUCUAGGGUUGCGCAGUGGUGAGAGCACUUGCCUCCCACCAAUGUGGCCAGGUUCGAAUCCUGGUAUUAACGGCAUAUUUGCGUUUAGUUUGUUGUUGGUUCUCUCCUUUGCUCCAAGAGGCUUUUUUUGCGUACUCCGUUUUUCUCCACUCCACCAAAACCAACAUUUCUAAAUGCUGAUUCAACUAUUUAAAGUAUGGUAGACGAAGAACCACUGCGCGGAUUUGCUACCUCUAAAUCAAUAUUUAUUUAUUUAUUUAUUUAUUGAAAUAGGUUGCAUUUACUUUGCUUUGCACCCCAAUGGGAAACAUCAGAUCUCCUUAACCUAAGUGGCCAAAUUAUAAAAAAAUUGACAAAAAGACUCAUUUGUUUUCGUGAAAUCCUGAGAGUAUUUUUUCACUCCCCAAUGAUGCCAUGGUUGGGUGAAAGCUCGGAUUAUGAAAAAAUAUUAUUAAGUGGCUUAAGGCCUCCCUUUAGCUGUUUACUCUUUAGAAAAGAGUACUAACAGCUGUAGUGGUAGUUAACAAUAAUAAAAUAUCACAGGAACUAGGCUCUCCUUUUUCAGCACUUGUCACAUCUUUAAGAUAAUGCUGGUUUGUUCUGCUUUGGGAUCUAAUGAUAUUAUUAGCGAGUUUAAGCAAAGACUUUUUAGCAACACCAUCAACCAGGAAUGGACCUCUUGCAUUCUUAGGCGAUGUUAUAGCCCAACAUUUUGAGCAAAUCAUCCUAGCAAGACAAAUUUAAUAUUGUCAAGGUAUAUAAAAAUGGAAAAGGUGUCACUUCUGGUUGAUGUGUGUGGCUCAAAAAUACCUUUGCAUAAGCUUCCUAUUACCUCUUAGAGCUUCUGGUAAGUGUGUAGUGAAAAAAAAGUUAAAAUUGAUGACUUUUUCAGAGCCUGGAAGCAGCUUAGGAAUUGGGCUGCGUGGAACAAAUCCAGUAUCCCAGCAACAAGGAAACUUUGUUCAGUGCAUUUUAGAGGAUUCCCCUGCAGCUCAUGAUGGAAGAUUGAGGUGAAUUGGACACAGAUCUCAGAGCUGUUUAUUAUGAAUACAGUCAAACUCUGUUCUUGGAGACACUGAGGGGAACACAGAAAGUGUCUGUAUUAACCCUUUAAGCACCAAUAUCCACAAACAAAUUCUCCAAACUGAUUUCUAUACAUUUCCUAUAAGAAUUAGUCGGGCGAAAUUGAUAAAAGAUCAGAGAUUUUUCUCUUUGUGAUCGUUUGAUUAAUUCUCAUAGAUGUUGCCCUUGACAGUCUAUGGAUAUUGUUAGGAGAAAAUUGAUGUUGGUCACUAUUGGGACUUAAAGGGUUAAUGAGGUGUCUGUAUUAAGGGGGCUGAAUUAAGAGAAAAUGUAAGGGGACAAAGGACACUGUCCAUGAUCAUGAGUGAGGUGUCGGUAUUAAGCGGGUGUCUGUAAAACAGGGUUUGAUUGUAUUAGGUGCGUUGAACUAAUCUAUGACAAACUUUUUGACAUAACUUUUGUUGGUUUUAACCUAAUGGCUACAAAACUUUGAGAAGAGCUACAGCUAUCAUUCAGGAAUAAUAUGAAAUAAUAAAUUUGUUUUACUGGUGGUUCAAAUUUUUACAAAAUUUGUUGAGAUGCGAUAUCCUUGCAGAACUGUUGCUCGUUUCCCUCCAAUUUAUUUAUAAGCCUAUCCUGUUUUUAAACAUAAUUUUCCCUGCUAUAAUAAGCUCCUCAAAAUGACCUUUUGAAAUUUUCAAGCGGCAGAACUUAUUUUCAGAGUUUUAGGCUAUUGUGAUAUUAUGAAAAUUAAUGAAUAUUUUUAAGUGAAAAUAAAUUGGUUCUUGGGGUUAAACUAACUACAUUUUAUGUGGUUUCUCACUUACAGAUCUGGUGAUCAACUCAUUGAAAUAAAUGACCAAAAACUUGAAGGACUAACAGUUGAGAGGGUUUAUGAAAUUCUUGACAAAACUCCCCCUGGAAAAGUAUACAUUAAAGUAUUACAGGGUGACACAUCAGAAAAACUACCUCUGCAACUAAAUGAUGCCCUUUCAAAGCUUCAGAGCGAGCGACAAAUACUUGAUAAAAAGAUGGCCAACAAGCCAAAGGGGACAGGAAUGGCAUCAAGACUUUCCGUUUCUUCGGGUGAUUCUGGUGGUGAGCUGGGAUUUUUUUUUAUUAUUGAUCUCAGUUUUUAUUAUAUCAGGUCAAAGAGGUAAAAGAGUAUAAAAUCCUUUUAAUUAAUUGCUUGAGAACCGUCUUUAUAGUGUUUUAGGCUAAGCAAAGCUCUUGUGGUUAUACUGUAAAAAUACAGUGUCUAAAUUUUGUGAGAGAAUGUUAGUGUUGACUUAAUAGACACUUGAGUUUUUGACAUUUGAGAAUGUUAGUGUUGACUUAAUAGACACUUGAGUUUUUGACAUCUUUUUUACGGUCGUUGUGGACAAUGGGAAACUGUUGCCUUUUUAUGGUCUUGAUUCUCUCACAAACCAUUCCUGAUUGAUCAACCCGAGAGAUAUUGCUCAGUUAUUGUAAAAACUCUAUUACAUACAACAGAAAUGAGGUCAAAAUACGCAAUCAGGAAAGAUUCAUUGUGACGUCAGAAUUUAGACCAGGGCAAAAUGGACUCCUUCUCAAAAUGGACACCCAGAACUGGUCCCUACCAUUCUCCGAUCAUCUCCUUUGACUCUCCACAAGGCAAAGACCUCAGCAAGAGAGAAUAAUAGGAAAAGAAAGAAAAACGCCGAGUCUAGCCCUUGGGAUGUGCGAAUUUCACAAAAGUUAUUUUUAGACUAAUUAAUCUGAAUUUAGUUUCCGGAGAGGUCCGCAAACCAUUAUUCAAUGUUUCAAGAGAGAUUCAGAGUAAUGGGACGUUAUGCUCUUUUGGUGCGUUGCCAUUAAAAUAUUCUGCAUUGUUUGCUUUGAGGCAGUCUCUUUGGCGUCGCAGGAAUUAGACUUCCGUUUAAAUACAACCUCUAAAAAUAACUUUGGUGGAUGUCACAUAUCCUGGUCACCGCCCUUAGAUUCCCUCUAUCUCAGUCUGUAAGAAUCCUAGCUGGGUUCGAAAAAAGCCCCAUGCCCUCCCACUGGACUUAACUCGUUUUCUCAAAUUGUAAGCUUCCCUUUGUGCUUGCCUGUGAAAUGCAUAAAGAAUUAAAGAUGAUGUUAGUUCUGCAUACGUGAUUUCUGAAUUCUACCCUGAAAAUUUCUUACUUGUUGUCUGAUUUUUCAGAAAAUGUAACAAACCUUUCCUCAUCUUGUGAGCCUCUUAUACCACUUUCCGCAGAACCAAACAAGAAAAACAAAGAGAAGGUAAUACAAACUGAAGUCAUUUUUCCCUCUGUGUUAUCACAGGUCCUUGUACGUUUCAGACUGGGUAGCCUGUGAGGAAGUUCUCCGUUUAUUGCUUGCGAAGCCCCACGCACUCGCGUCUCCUUUUGCUUGCUGCUCUCGCAUGACUUCUCGCGAUUCCCCUAAUUACAGAGCUUGCUCGCAGGCUAAAUCCUGAUAAGGUAGUUGGUAAAAGCUUAGUAGCAUUAUCAGCCGGCUUAUCUAAAGGUAAUGCCCCCUUUGUCUCUGUUAUCUAGCAGUGUUCAGGCGGGUGGUGAUGAAUUCUUCCAGAACAUGUGAUGUUGGUUGGAAGUAGUGAGCUUGCCGUUAGCUAAUGGCUAAUCAAUUCCAUUGCCUUGUAUUUACGAUCCGAAAAAUCAAAUUUCCUUUUUAUUAUGUCCAUAAAAUGAUCCUUAGUUUCCAUCAUUGCCCUCGUUUGCCACUUUAUUAUCUCCAACCGUAAAUACUGUUCUACAUUGUUAUCUCUUCUUUUUUUCCAGAAGCAAGCUCCUGAUUUGGAUGACGAUGUUUUUACAGAUGAAACAGGUAUGCUAUGUAGAAAUAGGCUGUCGACUUACAGUGUAAGAACAUGAAUAACCUGACAAAACUACCGUGGAAUCCCGAUAUUCGUAUCCUCCUCUCUGUUAGUGCGGAAAGCGAUAAGUCGGGGACAAACUUAUGUUUGGCCGGGGAAGAGAAGUCAGUUUUGGGUCAAAUCAUCAGGAGGAUCGAAAAACUGAGGGUUCGAAAAAUGAAGUUUCCACUUUUGUAAGGACGACAGUAAUAUCGCUGAUAUGUUUAAGGCCUCAAUAAGAGGGUCUGGUUUUGUAGAAAAGAUCAGAGAGUAAUGACCGCCUUUUCAUCUUCAUCAUCGUCAUCAUCCUUCGACCACCGGAGUAAAUGACCAGCAAACUGGAGAGCUAGUACAGACACCUCGCAAAGAAAAAUGGCUGUAUUCGUGGACUUCUUUUUACCAAUUACAUUUUUUCGGAGAAAAGGAAAAUUAUUUGCAGCCCUUCCUAUAAAAUGAUACCCUGAGUACCUGAGGUUUUUUCUUGGGCGGCGGAUACUUCCGAGGAGGCUUACGCAUGUGCGGUCGAAGGCCGAACCAACAAGCGGCCAAGCGGCGGGAAAAAACUUUGGCAAAGAACGCUUUGGUUUACAUGUUAUCUAAUGUGCCGAAUUGGCCCUCACCUUUCCACUAAACUGUAACUCAAGUGUUUCGAUCACGCGUCCACUGUGAUUGUCACCCAAUCAGUGCUUGAUACCUGUGACAUUCCCUGGGAUGAAAUGUUCGGCCUUUAUUUCCGAGAUAACCUACUGAAUGCCCCACCGCCAUUGUGCAACCCUUUGUAUGUAAACUGAAUACAGAAAACAUAUCGCGCUAGGAUGAUCCGCGCUUCUAGGAUCUUUCUGCUUCUAGGAUCUUCCCCCUCAGCUCCAUGUAAACAGCCUUUUAGACAUGAAACUCUUCUCCCCAUUUUUAAAAAUGUAUGGAAGAGGACCCAGAUAUAGCAUACCCGACACCAUUUUUCAUUUCAGAUAACGAUGAAUACGUUGAGGACAUAUAUACUGUUAUAAAACCAGCGACAGGUUAGCGUGGUGACUUUGAAAUUUCAUUAUUACAGUGAUGUUACGUAUAAGCUGCCAGUUUCAGUCAUUUCAACUUAUUUUGGGUUACCAUAUAUUGUUUUCUUUUCCGUUAAAAAAUUCUUAUGUAAACUUAUGAGCCUUUCUUUGGCUCGAAGCAUCUUUGUCUGCCAUUAGGGGCAUAGUUUUAUACUCUUUUGGCGAGAAUCCCGCCAGGCGGUGGCCUGGUUACUAAAAUAGAGGCCGUUAGAUUCGAGGACGAGAUUUUACUUUUUUCGCGUAUUCUCAAAAACUACACAUCCCGGAAAGCUUCAUUGUACGGUUUUUUCCCGGAAAAGUUAGCACCAUUAUUUUUAUUAAAGGAAGUUAAGCCCUCUCCCGAUAGCAAAAUGAUAAAACUUCCAACAUUUGAUGACUUGUUCCCAUCACUACAACAUUCUCACUAAAACUCGUGGUAGAAUGUCGACAGCUAUUACGUUUUCCCGCCAAAAUGAAGCUGGUUCACGCGAGCGCACUACUUAGUAUUGAGAAAAUCUUGUUGUCAUAAGCGUCUUAGAAUCUAAAGCUCUCUGUUCAAGUAAGCUAGGGAAAGUUGUCGUGCUCACUCUUGUGUUUUGUCUUGUCUUACGUUCUAUCAGGUGGGCUUGGCAUGGGAGUCACAAUUGACAAGUCUCGAGGGAAUACUAUUGCUGAGUGCGUGUCAAUCAAGACUGUCACCGAAGGAGGAGCGGCUGCCCUGGCAACAAGCCCCAGGGGAGUAGGGUUGAAGUUAGGUAAGAUUCAUCUCAAAAAAUGGCGGACAUGAGCCGUUGCGUGAUCAAAGGAGUCUUGUCCGCCAACUGAUCGGUUUCGUAAAAAUGUGUAGGGAUUUGGACAUGGAAAUUAAACAGUGAAUAUCUUUCAGAGAAAAGAGAAAGCAAAAAUGUGCAAGUAUGGCUUGAGAGGCUGAUGUAUAAUGAUGCAAAUUAUACAAGCAUCAUGAUAAAGUGAGCUAUAGAUUCUUAAGACUUGGAGCGCCGAUUAAUUCGUUCCGGUCUUGUAUUGCAUUCGGUCGAAGCGGGAAGAAUCAUAGUUUAAGAACUGAGAAUAACGACAAAGUAUAAAGUGUGAUGGAAAUAAUGUGCAACUGUAAACAUAACAAAACCAUGCUUUAAACUAACUCACUAAAUCUUUGGUAAGCUGUGUACUUUACCUUUCAACUGUGUUUGCUCUGGUUGAAAAAUCUACACAGAUGCAAUCUCAGUACACUAGAAUCUCAGGCUAAAAUCCCAAAAAUACGCCGAGUUCUAGAAGCGUUUCUUGACAUUUGGUGUCUCAAAUGCCCGUAAAAGUCCGGCAUUGUUCCAACUUUCGUUUUGCCAGACUUUCAGUCAGCGGCUUUUAUUUGACCACAAACUACUGUAUAUUUCACUACUCCGUGUGUCGUAAACAUUUGUGCCCGGGAAUCAUUGUCAGAUCCAGUGGUAACGACUAUUGCUUGGGUAGAGACGUAAUGUAACCACCAUAACCAUAGCUUGCUACCCUGAACAUAAGUCACACAAAAUUCGAUGUCCAAGAUUUUAACCGUAAUCUGUGUUUUAUGCAUACGCUUGAAGGGCAAACGAAACAGAAUGGGACUUUCUUGGGCCAGUAUAUAUUAAUUGAUUUCCAUCAACUUCAAUAUCAUUUAAGUUUCCUGAUAGAACCAAGGUAUUUGGUUCGGUUUUCUGCGCAAAACGGGAGCUGAGCGUUGUUUUCUUUAGUUCGUGCCUUCAACUUGAUAAGUACUGCCCUGGAGAGAGUUCUUGUAUGAAAACUAUAUACCAAGGGACUCGGGUAUAGUGUUGAUUGGGAAGCUGGAAGAGCUUGUAUCGAGAACCUUCAUUCCGCUUUAAAGACGUCAGCUUCUUUAUCAAGGUUUAAACCUUCCUUUGUUACUUUCCUCAGGGGAUCAAAUUAUUGAAGUAAAUGGUACGUAUUUGCGAGGAAUGGACCAAGAAGAUGUCAUUAAGAUAUUCAAAGAUUUACCGAGCACAACACAGAUGAAAAUCAGGAGAUCAAGAACAGUACCUGAGCAGGCUCCUCCUACGAAAGUACCAGAAAGGAAGAAGGAAACUUCCCCAAAAAAUCCCCCUCAUGAACCUGCGCCUCUGCCCAAACCUCCUGAGAAUAGACGGAGGUCAAGCUUGAGAAAUAAGGGACAGUCUGUUAAACCAGAAUUGCAAGAAGAACAACCUGUUAAACCGGAUGUACAAAGUAACCCUGUUAAACAAGAAAUGCAGAACGGGAAACUUGGUAAACAUGAAAUCCCAGAUAGAAAAACUGCUCAACAAGAAAUGAAUAAUGGUGAACGUCUAUAUACUGCAAAAGUGGAUGGUGUUUCAUCUUCCAAGCAUCAAAAUGUUAAACCCGAAGACGAUUCUCGCAAGAAAGGAUCUCUUUCACAUGAAUUAAAACAGAAUGAAAUAAGAACGAUACAGGAAACGAAAAUUAAAUCGGAUGUUCCUUCCUCGACCAGAAAUACGUCGAACACCAACCCCGAUGUAACUCACGCAAAAUCUGUCAAAUUAACAAAUGAACUGGGAGAUAAUUUAAUUAUUCCAAGCGGUUUCAGGAAAAUAACUGUGAGUAUAAAGAAAGGAGGUAACUCAACGCUUGGGAUUUCCUUGGUGCCGAGUUAUGGAAAAUUGAAAGGGUACUUUCAGGUAUGUUGGCUUUCAAUUCGUGUUAUUUUUUUGUCCUUAUUAUUUUGAAGAAGCUCUGAAGUCCCUAACCUAUCCCAGACCUUUUAUUUCCUAUUCUUGACAACCCAAUGCGCUUCCUAGUAAGUGAUACCAUUUCCACACCAUGCAAACCUAUCUGCGACCUGGGCUGAGUGGCCUCCUAUGAAGCCAUUUUUAGGUUAGCUUAUUACUAUGUUUAGUUUCAUAAACGAAUGUAUGGAAGCCUUGAGAAAUUACUGUUUGAAAACCGCUUGCAUGCAGUGGCGUCUGUUUAAUCGGUAAAGUACACCCGUACUCGCCCCCACCCUCGGCCACCCACCAACAAAAUUUUUCAUCGGCUUUUUUCACCAUACUGGAAACCACGUUUGUAACUAGUCAAGGUUGCUCCCCUCCCACCCAUCGUCAUUCAUGUGAAAUCACUGCUGUAAAAAAAAUCCUCCCCACCUCCGCCUCUCCCCACCCUGUGCUGUCUGACUUUUAACCAUAAAAACAAAAAUCCUGUUGAGCACAAACGCCGCAGUAAUUUUCAAGGAGUUAUAAUAACUCCUCUAGUGGGGUAGGAGUUUAACGAACUCUUUUUCAGGAGUGAAAAACACCCCAGAUAUUAAGGAGUUAAAAUAACCCCCAAAAAGGAGUUAUCCCUGUACCUAAAUUUUUCACUCCACUUUCAGAGUUAAAGUAACUCCAAAAAGAAUAAAAAUAACCCAUGUAAGGACUACAAAUAACCCCAUUUUGGGAGUUAUUUUAACUCUAGACUGGGAGUUAAGAGAACUCUUUUCCAGGAGUAAAAAUGACCCAAAUUUGGAGUUAAAUUAGGAGUUACAGUAACCCCCAAAAGGGGUUAUCCUGUACCUAAAAUUUUUACUCCAUUUUUGGAGUUAUAAUAACUCCGUAAAAAUUAAUGUGUGGAUAUGGAGAACACCUUGGCAUUGAGCAAAGCGAAUGCCUAGACUGUGGGUAGUCUCUUUUUAUUCAGCGCAGUAGAGACUCGGUAGGACUGGAGAGUUUUAAUUAGCCAAGAGGAGAACUUAACAGUUCUCUCGCCUCAGUCCCCCAGAGUCUCGAUUCGACAGAGUGAAAAGGGAAUGUUGGACUUGACCAGUCUCAGUCUCGUGACUGAAAAGGGAAUACCCGCAUUUUACGCCAUUGCAGUACUCUAACAGACAGUUGCACUCAGAGUGUAUCGCCCUGUGUUGUCUUACUUCGCAGAUUCGUAGAUUACUGUCUGGUAUGGUGUGUGCACAGGAUGGCCAGCUUCAAAUAGGUGACAGACUUGUUUCUGUUAACGGGGUGUCUUUGAAAGGCAUAACGCAUUCAAUGGCGUUACAGUUGCUAAAGAAACCAAUGGAAAUCGUCACAUUUGUUAUAUUACGAGAAGGUUUGGCAAAGGACGAGGAAAUAACCAGUGCCUCUACUAAUACGGAAAAGGAUUCCACCAUUCAAGCUUCUACAGCUACGCAAGUCAAGAGUAGGUUUCCUGAGUCUAAAGGUAGUCCUUCCGCUGACAGUUCCUUAUUGUCGCCAGUCAGUUUUGAAUCUCAGCGUGAUGAAUUUCUUCUCAAUUCUGUACCCUCACACAACAGUAGUAUUACUGAAAGACAGGAACAGAUACAAAUGGACAAUUUACAGGAGUUGCACGAUGUUUCCCACUCGGAUGCGUCUUUAGAGACUGGAAAAAAUAGGGAAUCUGCAAACAAAUCAGAUGAAAUUGAGUUAGGAAGCGAUGAAGAUGAGACAGUGUUAGGGAAUCCUCCAGCUUUGCCUUGUUCACCGCCACCUCCACCUCUUUUAGAUGCAGACGAAUUUUUAGAUCAACAUUUCUCCACCUCUUCUCCUGUGCCACCGUUUUCGCCCCCACCACCUCCCCCUGAAGGAGAUGUGGUUUCAUGUGAAGACGAACUGCAGAUGUCGUCUAUUCGCGUUGUUUCUCCACCUCCUGAACUUAGCCCAAGAAUGAAGGAAUUAAUUGAACAGGAUCUUUUUAGCACUGAAGUUUACCAAGAAACAAGUGAUGUAGAGUCUACUCGUAAUGAUGAGGCGUUCUUGGAUACCUCUUCUUUUGUUAACCAAACUGACGCUUUGGGUUUGAAUAUGAAAACCAAAGAUGAUACUUUGACCUCAGAGCAUGCGCUCAUCACGGAGUCGCCGUUGUCAUCAACAAAUUUACUGGCGUCACCUUUGUCUACCUUGCCUUUCUUUGAGAUUGAAAAAGAUAAACAGCCCGCCAUCAAUGGUAUUGCUACACCAUCUCGUGUAGUGGGUGUUGAUAAUGACUUGUCAUUAGGGCACUCGGUGAACACGGCUCCGAUUUCUGGACGUGAAAGUAGAGAUAAAAAGUUGGAGGAAAGGCAUCCAGAGGAGGAUAUUACAAGCUCAGUAUUACCAUUCGAUGUUGAAGACGCUGAAAGAGCCGACACUGCUAAGCCAGUAGAAGGGAGGCGAGUUGAAAAUGUCCCAUUUGUUAUCACAUACCAAAGAAAGUUUCGGGGCCUGGGUGUCAAAGUGGAUUUGUCAGGUGAAAGAAAAGUUCUGGUCACUGAAGUGUCAUCGUUUGGAAUGGUUGGAAGAGAUGGAAAUAUCAGGUACCGUCACAAAAAAAAAAGAUUAGCUUGAGAAAACUGCCAACACUUCGCGACACCACGAUUGGUUUACUCGCGAAAUGACGUCUGAGAAACGGGCGCAGAAAUUCCAUACUGAUGACGCGUCAGUAGUGGCGCGUCAUCAGUGUGGAAUUUCUGCGCUAGUUUCUCAGACGUCAUUUCGCGAGUAAACCAGUGGUGGUGUUACGAAAUGUUGGCGGUUUUCUCAGGCUAAAAAGAGAGAAGUGUCCUAAGUUUCAGGGGUACCAUAUUUAUUCGUUUAAACGUAGCCGGCGUACAAACGUCUCCUACUACAAAGGAAAUAGGACACGUAGGUUAGUUUAAACGCCGCGGCGUUGAUAAACUAUAAGUUUUUCCGAUGUGGCGUUUAUUCAAGGGCGGUGUUUACUUCAAAAUCACGUUUCUUAAAUCACCGACAACAAUUGCGGUAAAUCAUUUGUAAAUAUUAUGAAAAACCGUAAGAUGUUUAAAGUUGUCUAGAUGAUGUAGAUUACAAAGCUGUAACGAGUACAGUUUUUGUUUAAAAUCCCCAAAUUAACGCGGAGUUUAUUCGAGGGCGGCAGUUAUUGGUAAUCUUGCUUCCUUCUGCGGCAUUAAUGAGUAAAUACGGGAAAACGUUGAUAUGGGAUUACGUUCCUAGAUCGAAGUUUAUCAUCUUGUGUUCCCUGAGAACAGUUAUCAUAGAUAGAUAAAAAAGUGAGUAAACACUCAAAUUUGUGCACGCCAAAGGGCAACAGCACAAGAUCUAAGCUCCGAAUCCUGUUUAACCUUCUUACUCGACCCACGGUAUUAGAACUACUGAACCCCCUUCACAGUUUCGACAAGUUUAAUGAACUUUCUAUUUGGCAAAAUAUCAAAGGCAAUGUAGCACGCUAUGAAAAACUGCUUAUUAUAUUUUCCUGUUAAAUCACUUAAGAUUUUUUGUAAAAAAAGCAAUUGCACCAGUUAUUCGCAGGUUAAGUUAUUAAUUUCUGCUACGUUUCAUUAGAAAGUGUAAGGAUUUUUCUUGAAAUUGGCUUCAGUAAUCGGGCCUCCGCGGCCGUAUUUUUAUCACUUACUAUUCUAUCGUGACGAAGAAAUCGUUGAAGUUACGUUUCAUACAUUCCAAGUACUGAGGUUUACUUGUUUCUGUUAUCUGAAUGUCGCAUAUUUUACAUCCUAGAGUUGGAGAUAUGCUUCUGUCCAUCGGUGACACGCCACUGGAAGGACUCGACAUUGAAGUUGUUCAAGACAUUAUCAAAAACUGCCCGAGAGGAGAUGUCAGAAUUGUAGCCCGGGCAGGACAAAAAUCUCGAUCUGAUGCUGAUGAAGACUUCGUAGGUGACGAUGAAGUGUCUAUUUCAAAACUUAAAGUGGAACAAGAAUAUCAACCUGACUCGCUGCUAGACAACACAUUCCUGAAGACGCAGGUGGAGUUACCAAGGGAACUAGUCUUGCAAGAAACUCCACACCUAGGCAGUAAAAUAUUUUCAAACGCGGCUUCCUCUCGGAGUACGGAUGAGACGUUAACACAUGGUAUCACACCCCAGCGAAAUAUGGAAGUGGUUGAAGCACAGGACAGUGAAUCUGCCGUGGAAAACAGUGAUUUGGAAGUGUCUGAGUGUGAUGAUCUUCCUCCAUCCGUCCCACCACCCCCAGUUCCGGUAAACGACAUGCAGUUGGAAGGCUCCUCGCUGAUUGUAGAUGAGCCUGUCCUUGACAACGACGUGGAAGACAUUUCUUUGCGCCCUCCGUCAUUUUAUAAUGAUGCCUUUGUUGAUAAUCAAGGUGUCAAUUUGCCAGUGCUCGAUGAUUCUGAGGAAGAGGAUGCUCAAUUGAGGUCAACACAGGUUUCUCCUGUCAUUCCUGUGGUUUCUGAGCCUGUCAAUAAGUUAAGUUCGCCGGUCAACAAGGAAGCGUUCCACGUUGCAGAAUUAUCACCCCGAUUUCAGCAACAGCCUGUAAUGCCGCCUGAAGAGACUCAGCCUCAGGUUCCAGUUAGACCCCCUAGUUUGUUUGGAGAUGAUACUGAAAGCACAUCAGGGGCCUCUCCGUCAAAACCCGAACAAACGGCGCUUUAUGACGAUGCUCCUGAGGGUGGAGAACCGAUUAUCACAAUCAGACCACCAAGUUUGUUUAACGAUGACCUUGAGAGUCUGCCGCCCAAGCCACCAAGUUUAUUUGACGAUGACCUUCAAAGCCUCCCAGGGUCGUCCCGUACCCCUUCCCCACUAAGAGCAGAGAGUCAGUGCAGUGUUAACUAUGAAGUAGACACAGUUUCUUCAAACUCUUCCGCAACAAGUCAGUCGCCUUGGUUUAAACGAAAAUCUCCCAAACAAGCAAGGAAGGUUCAGCAAUUAAAUAUCACUCUAUCAGGAUCAGAACUCAGAUCGUCUUCUCCUUCUUUCAGCGGCACCGUCUCUGCAGUAGAUGUUGAUGAUCAACGUAGUGGUGAGUCAAUUGAACCAGAAGAUGUCCAGGAUGAUGAUAUGGCCAGCCUACCACCCGCUCCUCCGCCCCCAAGGUCACCAGUCAAUAGGUCUGCAAGUUGGUCUGUCAGAGCUUCUGAUACAAAGCCGCAUGGACAUCACGAAAUGCCUUACAUCAGUAGCCCCCUUCCAGCACCAACCAAGCCAGAACGGAAGAAUUCCAAGAAAAGGAUAUUACCUUUACGAAUAAGGUCAAAGAAGGGUCGGAAAUCUUCUGACGAGGCUGACCAGCAUGGUGAUGAUCACAAUAACGCCCUAACUCAGUCAGUCCAAGUAGGGUUUGACGAUCAUUCACAAUCAGUGACACAUGUUGAGCCGCCCGAAGAUGACAUGGAAAGCUUGCCACCUGCUCCCCCGCCACCUAGAAUGUCACCUUUGACUGUGCAGAGUUUAGAAAAUUUUGUUGAUGGAUUUCAACCAACGAACGUCCCGGAACAAAAACGUCUUUUAUCUCAGUUGGAGGAGCAAAGUGCCGGAAUUUCAACUGAUGGAGCUGUUUCCCGUUCAUCCCCUAGUCCAAAAAAGAAGAAAUCAUUUCGUAAACAUUUUGUACAGACAGAUUACAAGGAAUCCUUUUCUGAAUCGUCAAACCAAUCAUCCGUUCCAUCUGUGCCUGUCCUGAAGGCUGCGGUGGACACCUCAGUUAAGCAACUGAGUCCACAAGAAGAUGCUGCUGUCACUGAAUCUUCGGAUGCAAUGUCACCUCCUCCUCUGCCCCCUGAAAUGGAGCUGUGGUCAGAGGCUGGAUCGGCAGAAGCUGAGCUUGCUCUGCUGGACCAAAUAUUAAGCUUAGAAGACUCGUCCAGGUCAGGAAAUGAGCAAAGUAGCGAAGGUGGCAGCCCGAAUUCAUCUAAACGUGCACCAUUAUCAGAAAUUGUCCGGGAGGAAUCACCCACUAGAGAGGUGCAGGACGCGCCAACAAUUUCUAAAUUUCAAGAAGCAAAUAACGAAAGGGAACCAUUAGAGAACACCUUCGCGGCAGUCACUCUUACAGCAUCACCACCAGUGCAUACAGACUUGCCCGAGGGCUCCCUUCCCCAAAGUGAUGUCGCCGACAGUUCUGAUUCUGGAGCUGUUGCUGUUGAUUCUAGCAGUUCUUUAGCUAAUGAAAAGUCACGUCAAGGUUUGCCUGGUAGGUUAUCAAAACAGCAGAGUGAAGAUCGUGACAGUGUGAAGGUGAUCAAGCAAAGAAGGCCAGCCCCACCUGUUCCUACAGCCCCUCGGGCCCAGAAUAAAACUGGUAGCGUUUCUAGGAAACCAUUUCCACCAGGUUUAGGCGUAGAAGUACUUCCUUCUAUGCCUCACAUCAACCCUAAAGCUGCUCCUUCAUCACAGCAGCCUGUACCCAGUCAUCAGAAAGAGCAGAAGAUAACCUCGCCAUCUAAGGAAAAGAAAAAGCUGUUCUCUAAAAGCCAUAAAAACAAGCAGAAGCAACCGGAUUAUCUCGAGUCACCAGACACAUCAUUUGAUGAAAAGCCAGCUGGACGUGAACGAUCGCGGUCGUGGACUCAGAAACUCUUCGGGUUUCGCAGUAGAAGCAAGAGUCGGGACAAAGUUAAAGAGCGCGGGGAUAGGGGUCGUCAAGGUGACAGGAGUCGAUCAGUGUCACCCCCAAGAGGACUAUUUUCCAAAUCGAAGAGAUCUUCUUUACCACGAUCCACGCCACCUUUACCUCCCCCCUCGGUGAAGAAGGUGUCCGUAAUGAAAGAUGAAGUUCAGAGCGAACUAGGCGAGGAUGGAAGUGAGCAUUAUGAGACUGUAGAAAAGAGAGGUAGAGCCUUACAUCCACAAACGUCUUUGGAGCUGAAUAAGCAUCCGUUGCCGUCUGAAGAAAACAACAACAAAUCCGAAAUGUCAGCUGAAGAUGAUUCUGUUCGUCAUACUGAAGACGAUCAUGUAGCAAAUGCCGAAGUGUACAUUUACGAUGUAGUCUCAAGAGAGCCAGCUGAAUCUUACCAAACUGAAGGAGAAAAUCAUCGUUUUGCUCAAGAAGGAAAUGCCUUGUAUGAUAUUGAAAAAGAGACGACGGGCUUUGCAGUGGAAUGUGAAGUUGAGGCGGACCCUUCUGUUAAUUCUGACCUGGAUACAUCAAAACCAACUAAACCACUCCCAAUACCUCCUGUCAGGACCCGUGAUGAAACUAGCCGUGUUAACGAGGACGAGAAAGAUAACGUUGCCGAUGAGUUGCUAAAAAAACUGAUUUCCAAACCGUCCGUACCAAGGAAGCCAUUGUUGUUUAAAUUGGAUAGCAAACCAGACAAUCAACAACAGAGAACUGUAGAAGAACUAAAACAAAACUUCAACGCUCCUUCUUCUGAUGCUGAAGGAAUAGAAGGAGCACCCAACACCUCGGAGAAACUCGGAUUUGAGAUACAUGAUUUAGAAAUACAAGGGCCCUUAAAUAGUAAUGAGAAUCCGCCGUCUCCAGGCCCUCCGAAGUUUAAACCUGUGCCACCACCCUUGGUGUUACAUGGAAAUGCGAAUCUGAGGCAAAUGGAUGAUAGAAAGCCUGCUUGUCCGAACUCCCCUGGGCCUCCAAAGUUUAAACCUGUUCCACCUCCGUUAUCGUUGAAGACAAACACGAUGUCAAGUGCUGAACGAAACGAAGAAGCAUCUACUUAUCUUAACUCUCCAGGUCCUCCGCGAUUUAAACCAGAGCCCCCUCCUCUGCACUUGAAAAACGACACUAAGGAUCGUCCCAGUUGGCCUGAUCAACCGCAUUUCAAACCGUUACCUCCACUUCCCGUAUCUGCCACAAUAAGUACGAGCUUAGAUGACGACAAUAAAAUACGGGAAACCCUUGGUCAGGAUAUUCCUGUGAAAAACAACGAAGUGCCUGGAUUACAGAUUGUCACGAAAAGGCAAAUGAAGCCGUUACCUCCCGUACCCACUGGUUUUGCUCUUAAGACAGAGAAUAAUACGGAUGCUUCCAAGCUUUCCUUAUCAAGGCAAGAUGCUCAAGAUGAGUACGAUACUGAAGCUGACAUCAAGCUGGGUACUUCGCAAUACCAAUCAGAGUUUUCACAGACUGACUACAAAGACGAAAAUGCAAACUUUCAAAUAGGAGAGCCAUUGAUUGCGCAACAUCUCUCUGAUCCUCUCAAAACAUCUAACAGUGACGACCUAGAGAGCUCAGACUUCUCGUCUGAAUGGGACGAAACAUGUAGUUCAACUCAAGAAGAUCAUGGCUUGCCUAUGCAUGGUAUCAAGGUCGCGCGAAGUGCUAGUUUCUCGGCUGGGGACCACCAUGUUGAGCAGGAAAAGUUUCUAGACAACCCGAAAACUCCCGCCUCUGUUAGCUUCAAACGUCCUCCGCCGCCGAUGCGAAGGCGAUCAUCCUCUCUACCUCAAUUGUUCCUAGACUCGGACCCCUCCAAAGCGAGAUCCGAUGCGAGAAAUUACUGGCAUACUGGAAACCUACAGGAACUGAUCAACAGUAGGAAUCAGGAGCCUGACGUAGAUGAAGGGAUCAUCGAGGUGCAGGUAGGCGAAAGGAACUUUGUUUUUUCAAAUUAUGGAGAACUAGUUUUUAUUGACAAAUUAUCGCCAAACUAUAAUAAGGAGCUGAAGGAAAGACCUUUUUCAGCGACGUACGUCAAGCGAAAGUGAGGCGUUCUCCCUGUUAAUACGCCGCUACCAAACUUGUAUUGCUAAGUGUCUUUACUCUUGUGGACACGGUUUGCCCAGCCUGUUCACAGACCCUCUAUUUUCUCUUUAAAGUCCGUCGAGUGCGCGUGAUAAAAAAUGAAAACCGCGGGGGAUUUAUUGACUGCCAGCGCAAGGGGGUAGGGGUGGGGGAAGAAGAAAAUUAGUUACUUUUCCUUCUCGAGCUCUGCGCUGGUUAUUGCGCGCUCGCCAAUGUUUUCAAAAAGAACAAAAAGAAAAAUAAAACAACGUCUCCCUGUGUACAGAUUAUGCUUUGCCCGAAAAUUUGAGCAAAACCACUGCCCAAGAAUGCAACAAUUCCACUUUCGGUUUGUGUGCAUCGCUCAAAAAGGUCUUUUGUUAAGCUCCCUGAUGUAGAGCAUAGACAAUGAAAAUAAAUGUAAAAAGUACGUCGGCGAUAACGUGCGAUAUUAUAAAGUUGAAAGUGGAUUUUAGAAAAAUGUGGCAACGUCUUGACCGUUUUUUGUUUUAUCAGCGCAAAUAUCGUUAGCUCUUUUAUCAAUUCUGGUGUCGAGCAAUCUACAUAAAAACUUCAGGAGUAUUUGUGUUUAUGUUCUGACUCGAUUAUUUCAGUCCACAAAAUAAGAAGUUGGGUUUAUCACUUAACAUAAAGUAUACAUUAAAACACUGCUUAGUGGCCUACAUUUGUAUGACUUAGGUUGCCCCUGGCCCAGGGUAGGAAAUAUUAUCCAGGUAGUAAUUUCCUUUAAAGGGGGAUUCAUCCAAGUAUUUCUAGUAACCUAUGUUGAUCGGUGUUCAUACAUUGCAGCUUCUGAAAGAACAGCAAUCGAUAGGCCUCAUGGUUGUUGGUGGGCUAGACACCCACCUUGGUAUGCUUUACAUCAAGGAUAUUACACCUAACUCUCCAGCCGCCAAUUGCAACCGUUUAAGAAUUGGGGACCAGCUGUUACAGGUGAAUGAUAACUGCCUUGUAGGAGUGACUCAUGGUGAGGCGUUGAACAUUCUAAAGAACACACCACCGUUGGUCAAACUCACGUUGGCAAGGAAGCAAAACGGCGACAGUAAUGUUCUUGAACUGGAAGCCGAACGAAGGCGAAUUUCAGAUUUUGAAGAACCAAUAGUAAAUCAAGCCCGUCAGUCCAGCACAGUUUCAAAGACCUCGCAAGAAUUGUCCUUCAGCCCACCACCUGAGAGAGGCCAACGCCCCAAGUCAGUCAUUAGCAUGUCUUCAUUUGGCUCCCCUCUCAGUGAUGAUCUGUCUCCCACCGCGUCUCUGUAUGGCUCAUUUGACGAGCCCGAGGAGUACGUCCCUGCUUAUCUGGAGCGUGAGAGUCCAACUCUCAACUUACGUCAAGAUGAUGUACCGGUGACUGUCAUUGAUGGCAUUCCAGGCGAAGACAGUGAUGCCACAGAAGAGGAGGAGCCCAAGUCUGUCAGUAAGAGCGUGAGCUGGGCUGUUAGUGACGCACAAAGUGAGGUGUUUACUGUAGAAAUCCUGAAAAAUGGUCGCGUUGGACUAGGGAUGAGCGUUAGCGGUGGAGUUGACACACCUUACGAUGACAUCAUGGUGAGCAUCUCCUAAUCCUUUAAGCCCCAAUAUCCACAUGCAAAUUCUCCAGGCUGAUCUGCAUACUUUUUUUAAACAGUUGGGUGGGAGGAUUUGAUAAAAGAUCAAGGAUUUUCCCUUUGGUGAUCAUUUUAUGAAAUUAUCAUUACCUUUUCUCUAGACAGUAGAUGAUGUAUGGAUAUUGACUCUUAGGACUGGAGAUGUUCUCGUUAUUCCUUAGUUCAGUCCUCUGCUGAUCUCAGUCAACUAUUCUUUUACUUGGGUUUCUUAGAGAAGCUAUGCCACAAGGAUGGUACAGUUUUAGGUCAAUUCCGUGCUGAGGUCAUUUCUUAGUGCCCUUAACCAUACGCAAAAUGCUCCUACAGAGAUAUGAAGCAGACAUCAAACAACACUCGUCAUGGAGCACUAACCAUAAUAAUUGUUUUGGUGAUUUUGCUGGCAUAGCAUUAAAACUUGAAAACGUUGGGUUAAUGUUUUCACGAAUCCAUGUCCAUCUUUGCCAUCCAUCGCGAGAGGCAGCAUGAAACAGUUUCGAUGCCUAAAUAUAGCCUGAAAUAACAAAACUGGAACAUUAUUUUUGGGAUUCAUUGAUGCGAAGACAAGUAUUGGCUUUUUGAAAAGAUAGCAAAUAGCGUGACGUGGCCCCUUUACCUUCGUUAUAUUUGUUUCAGCCAUUUGCUCUGCACCACUUGCCUUUGGGCUAUAAAUACUGUCUUUGGUAAAUAAUUGUUCUUUUUUAUUGUGUUAUUUAUUUAUUAUUUUGUUUUCAGGUUCGUCAGAUCCUGUCAAAUAGCGUGACAGCUCAAAAUGGACUCAUCAAGAAAGGUGACAUCCUUCUGUCUGUUAACGGCAAGUCGUUUAAAGGAUUAACAAACACGGAAGCCUUAACUCUUCUUAAAAACACCACCGAUCGGGUCACACUUGUCGUUUGCCGACCAGUGGGAUCUAAACACCACGGGAGAUUGGCUGCUAACGGGGAGAUCUUCUCAGACUCAGAUGCUUGGCCAACAAAAGAGGAGAUGACCAAGAAAAAGAACUUGGCAAAUACAACGAACAGCACACUGCCGACUCUUGAAAAAAUACCACUGGAUCUCACUAAACAGAAUGGAGAGAGCUCCACGUAUGAUCGCCUUAAGAAGAGAUUAUUCUCUAACGGUGGUUCCAAGAGUUUGAAGGAAAGGCUUCAAAAGGCUCCUCAGGGACCCUACGUGACUGAGAUCACUUUGGAAAAGGGGGCCUCUGGAUUAGGGUUCUCUCUGGGUGGGGGCCAGGACUCGCUGUAUGGCGAUGCCCCUAUUCAUGUGCGCUACGUGUUUAAAGACAGUGUCGCAGGCAGGAGUGGAAAACUGAAACCCGGAGAUGAGAUAUUAGAAGUUAAUGGACAGCGAGUGGCAUAUAUGACGAGCGUGGACGCCCUUGAACUGAUCAGAAGAUUACCUUAUGGACCGGUGGUAAUGAAGAUACGUCGGAAAUAGCACUGAAUCUGAAAUGAAAGAUUGUUAGUACUUUAGGUUAAUUACGUUUCCAGGGGAAAAAUGGUUUUCCUGGAUGGCAAUUGAAUGUGAUUGGAUUGGGUGGUUUUGUGUAUUCAGUUUUACAGACACUGUGCAGAAGUAUGCAUAAAUUGGUAGAUUAUCUUGAAGCGGACAAUUAACAUUACAAGAUUUUUUAAAAUAUUAUGCUAAAGCUGCUUAACCGUUGUCAUGGUAUAGGUAUGGUUGAUUCGUUCGUUUUAAAACCGCAUAUGUUUUAUCUGGAUUUGUGUGGAUGAGGUAUUAACCCGGGGUUAAAUUUUAACCUGGGUUCCUCUUUCUUUUGUUUAAAAGUAUUUUCUUGGAUAAAUUUUUCUUUACUUUUUAGAGCAUCCAAUCAUCAAAUUGUAGGCAAUAGGGAUUAAAUUGAAUUUGCUUUUUAAGCUUUCAUAUCUGAAUUCAAAUUUGGCACUAACCUUGGGUUAUCUUAAGCCUGCCUUGAACAACCCAGCCCAUCUGGAGAACGGUUUCAAAACAGUGCGGUUUCGGUGUCCGGAUUCACUGGGUUCGUGUGGACGGAAGGCUGAUUCGUGUAAAAAACGUCUGCGGUUUCUAACAUAUCUGGAUUUUUCUGGACGUAGCCCAAUAUAGCGUUUUCACAAGACGUCACGGCGGCCAUAUUGGUGUUCUAAAACAAUGAAACGGCGGCCAUGUUGGUGCACCAGGACAAUCCUGUGGGAGUUGAACUCUUUUCUUAUGCAAAGGCUUUCUUUUGUUCCAAUACAUUUGCAUAGAUGCUGGC